Molecule: messenger RNA, 1152 nt
Organism: Hevea brasiliensis (rubber tree)
Lineage: Eukaryota; Viridiplantae; Streptophyta; Magnoliopsida; Malpighiales; Euphorbiaceae
Product: endo-1,3;1,4-beta-D-glucanase
Exons: 7
Coding region: 106-825 (239 amino acids)
Molecular function (GO): hydrolase activity
Source: RefSeq, a predicted model, not a curated record
CCUCUGACAUCCUGUCCCUCUUUUUCACUCGCAGUUCCCACUUCCCAUUUCCCUGGAAGGCUGCAAUUCUCAAACCCUCGUCUCGCCUUAUCAAGCCCACCAAAUAUGUCAGGUUCUCAGUGCUGCGAUAACCCACCAACCCUGAACCCAGCCUCUGGAGCAGGUUCUGUCACUGAAGUUGGGGGUCUCAAGGCAUACGUUAGCGGACCUUCUGAUUCGAAGCGCGCAAUUGUUCUCAUUUCGGAUGUUUUUGGAUUCGAGGCACCAAACCUGAGGAAGCUUGCUGACAAAGUUGCUGCUGCUGGAUUCUAUGUGGUGGUGCCCGACUUCUUCAAUGGAGACCCAUAUGUACCUGAAAAUGUUGAGAGGCCAAUACCUGUCUGGAUAAGGUUGCAUGGAACGGAUAAAGGAUUUGAAGAUGUAAAACCAGUUAUUAUGGCUUUAAAAAGCAAAGGCAUAUCAGCAAUUGGAGCAGCUGGUUUCUGCUGGGGUGCCAAGGUUGUUGUGGAGCUGGCAAAGUCUGAUUACAUUCAAGCUGCAGUGCUUUUACAUCCUUCCCUUGUCACUGUAGAUGAUAUAAAAGAGGUCAAGGUGCCAAUUGCUGUGUUGGGAGCUGAGAUUGACAAAAUAUCUCCUCCUGCACUCGUCAAACAGUUCGAAGAGGUUCUAUCCACCAGGCCUGAGAUCAAUGGCUAUGUCAAGAUAUUUCCUGGCGUGGCACAUGGGUGGACAGUCAGGUAUAAAAUGGAAGAUGAGAAUGCAGUCAAACAUGCUGAAGAAGCCCAUGGAAAUAUGUUGGAUUGGUUCACUGACUACGUCAAAUGAAAUGAUGUAUGUUGGCAAUUGCUUUUUCUAGCCCAAGUCGAAGAUUUUUAUUUUAGCUUGCUUCUAUAGAAUAAAAAACUUGGGAAAAUAUGACCUGUGGUAUUAGAUUUAAGUAGAUAUGGGAAUCCCAAACUUGCUUCCCAUAGUUAUUGGGGAAUAAUAUGACCUGUGGUAUUAAGAUUUAAGUUGAUAUGGGAAUCCCAAACUUGCUUCCAUUAGUUAUGUGUAUUCCCCAAAUAUUUAUUGCUCAAUGACGUUUGCACUAAUUAUUAGUAAACUAUGUAGAUUACUGUUGUUAAAAUUUGAAAAGUGCACCCGUUUCGAUGA